This is a messenger RNA of Emys orbicularis (European pond turtle), 1848 nucleotides long. RefSeq names its product collagen beta(1-O)galactosyltransferase 2 (gene COLGALT2). Bases 1 to 1848 code for a protein of 615 amino acids. The record is from RefSeq and is a predicted model, not a curated record. NCBI's taxonomy places the organism in Eukaryota, Metazoa, Chordata, Testudines, Emydidae. The transcript has 12 exons. Gene Ontology annotation, molecular function: procollagen galactosyltransferase activity.
AUGGCUGCGCUGCCCGCUCUCCGGCUGCUGCUGUGCUGCUUGCUGUGGGCGAGGAGCGGGGCCAGCUUUCCCGCGGAGCCGCCGGAGGGCUCGGCCCCUUUGCCGGAGUCCCCUUUGCAGAAGCCCACCGUCUUCAUCGCCAUCCUCGCCAGGAACGCUGCCCACGCGCUGCCCCACUGCCUCGGCUGCCUCGAGCGGCUGCGCUACCCCAAGAGCCGGCUGGCCAUCUGGGCAGCCACUGACCAUAACGUUGAUAACACCACAGAGAUCCUCAGAGAGUGGCUGAAGAAUGUGCAAAAACUGUAUCAUUAUGUGGAGUGGAGGCCUAUGGAGGAGCCUCAGUCUUACCCCGAUGAAAUUGGGCCAAAACACUGGCCGAGCUCCAGGUUUACCCAUGUGAUGAAACUCAGGCAGGCAGCUCUGCGAACUGCAAGAGAAAAGUGGUCAGACUACAUCAUGUUUGUAGACGCAGAUAACUUGCUUACCAAUCCAGAGACCCUGAACCUGAUGAUAGCAGAGAACAAGACCGUGGUGGCACCAAUGCUGGAGUCUCGCUCUCUCUAUUCUAAUUUCUGGUGUGGUAUCACCCCUCAGGGCUAUUACAGAAAGACACCGGAUUAUGCCCCGAUCAGGGAAUGGAAGAGGUUGGGCUGUUUUGCUGUCCCGAUGGUUCACUCCACAUUCCUCAUUGACCUGAGGAAAGAGGCCUCAGACAAGCUGAUGUUUUACCCCCCACACCAGGACUACACCUGGACCUUUGAUGACAUCAUUGUCUUUGCCUUCUCAAGCCGCCAGGCAGACAUUCAAAUGUACAUCUGCAACAGAGAACGCUAUGGCUUCCUCCCGGUGCCACUGAAAUUGCACCAGACACUACAGGAAGACGUGGAGAACUUCAUUCACGUGACAAUCGAGGCAAUGAUUGAUCAUCCUCCAUUCGAGCCCUCGCAAUACAUCUCCAUUCCCCCCAAACACCCAGACAAGAUGGGAUUUGAUGAGAUUUUCAUGAUCAACCUGAAGCGUCGAAAAGACAGGCGGGAUCUAAUGCUGCGGACACUCUAUGAGCAGGAGAUUGCAGUCAAGAUAGUAGAAGCUGUGGAUGGCAAGGCAUUGAAUACAAGUCAGCUGAAAGCGCUGAAUAUUGAUAUGCUACCUGGUUACCAGGAUCCUUACUCUUCCAGGCCACUAACCAGGGGGGAAAUUGGCUGCUUUCUUAGCCACUAUUCUAUCUGGAAAGAGGUGGUGAACAGAGAGCUGGAGAAGACUCUCGUUAUCGAAGACGAUGUGCGCUUUGAGCAUCAGUUUAAGAGGAAGCUCAUGAAACUGAUGGACGAUAUAGAGCAAGUCCAGCUAGACUGGGAGCUCAUCUACAUUGGUCGGAAAAGGAUGCAGGUGCAGCGCCCUGAGAAGGCAGUUCCUAACGUAAUGAACCUUGUGGAAGCAGAUUACUCUUAUUGGACCCUGGGGUAUGCAAUCUCCUUUGAAGGGGCUCAGAAACUAAUUGGGGCCGAACCUUUUAGCAAGAUGCUGCCUGUGGAUGAAUUCCUGCCGAUCAUGUACAACAAGCACCCUGUAGAGAAGUACAAGGAGUACUAUGAGUCCAGAGACUUGAAAGCCUUCUCAGCAGAGCCCUUGCUUAUUUAUCCGACCCAUUACACAGGGCAGCCGGGUUAUCUUAGUGACACAGAGACAUCCACAAUCUGGGACAAUGAGACCAUGUCGACUGACUGGGACAGAGCCCAUUCCUGGAAGUCCCGGCAACAGGGCCAGAUCCACAGCGAUGCCCAGAACAAAGAUGCCUUGGCCCCCCAGCCAUCUCUCGAUGCAUCGUCGUCGAGGGACGAGCUAUGA